Molecule: messenger RNA, 387 nt
Organism: Lolium rigidum
Lineage: Eukaryota; Viridiplantae; Streptophyta; Magnoliopsida; Poales; Poaceae
Product: auxin-responsive protein SAUR50-like
Exons: 1
Coding region: 1-387 (128 amino acids)
Biological process (GO): response to auxin
Source: RefSeq, a predicted model, not a curated record
AUGAAGGGAGCACGGCGCUCAUCCAGCAGCAACAGGAGGCUCCUCGCGUCCUUCCUGAACGCGUGCAGGAAGCUCGCCGCCGCCCCGACGGCGGGCGAGUGGGCGCAGCUCCACGCCGGCGACGACGAGGCCGCCAUCCCGGUGGACGUGCCGAGGGGCCACACGGUGGUGUACGUCGGGGCGGAGCUGCGGCGGCACGUCGUCCGGGUGUCCUCCCUCGGCCACCCGCUGUUCCGGGAGCUGCUCGACGACCGCGCGCGGGAGGAGUACGCCUUCGCCGCCGACGACAGGCUCUGCCUGCCCUGCGACGAGGACAUCUUCCUCGCCGUGCUCUGCCACGUCGACUCCAAGCACGACUACUGCCGGAGGCUGGUACUAUGCAGCUGA